AUGGCCGCGGUCCGCAGCUCGCUGCGCAGCCGGGGCUCGUCCUCCACGUCGGCGAGCGACCCCAAGGAGCGCGUGAAUACCUGCUGCCGCAAGCUGGUUGCCUUCAUGUGCACGCAGGUCGGCGUGGGCGGCCUCGUCGUCGGCUACGCCAUCGUGGGCGCCGUCGGCUUCGGCUUCCUCGAGUCGACGUGGGAGAACCCGCAGGACCUCGUGGUGCGUCGGCUGCAGGCGGACUGCACGCGCGCCCUCGUCGACGUGGCCUUCUCCGUCAACGAGUUCAACGAGACGCGGUGGCGCGCCGAGGCGAACCUCGCGCUGCGCCGCUUCCAGGCGGGGCUCGCGCAGGCCGUCAAGGACGGCUACAACGGGCUCAGCUCGGAGGAGAUGUGGACCUUCCCCGCGGCGCUCAUGUUCUGCCUGGCCGUGUUCACGAUGAUCGGCUACGGCAACCUGGUGCCUCGCACGCAGUGGGGGAAGGUGGCCACCGUCGUGUACGCGGUGUUUGGCAUCCCGCUCUACGUGCUCUACUUCAUGAACAUGGGGAAGGUGCUGGCGACCACGUUCCGCUGGCUCUACCGCCGCCUGUACGAGUGCAGCAGCGACGCGCGCGACCUGGGCGACUCGGACGAGGAGGUGGGGCUGCCGUCCUCGGCGCCCAGGAUCAUCGUCCCGUCCACCGCCUGCCUCUGGGUCAUCGGCGGCUACGUCGUCACCGGCACCGUCAUGUUCGCCAUGUGGGAGGAGUGGGGCUACCUGGAUAGCACCUACUUCUGCGUGACGAGUCUCUGCAAGAUCGGCAUCGGCGACUUCGUGCCGGGCGCCAACAUCAUCGAGUACCGCAGCGGCAGCCACCUGAAGCUGGUCAUCAACUUCGUGUACCUGCUGGUCGGCAUGGGGCUCGUGGCGAUGUGCUACAACCUGAUGCGUGAGGACGUGAAGGAGAAAGUGCGCGACGUCAAGGCAGACAUGCUGCAGUGGCUGGAGGACAUGCGCCUCAGGGUCGUGUCCUGUUGCUGCCGUUGAAGCGCAACUGCUAGGGUUUGGACUACCGUUUUACGGUAUCUUUGACCGUCGGGCCAGACACCACCACUAUGCUCAUGCUUGAGGGACCAGCCUGCUGAUUGGUUGCAGCUUGUGUUGGAUCACCUUCUCUGUUCAUCACUGAUCCACGUGGGAUUCGCACUAGUGACGGUUAAAUGAUGAUCAUUAACUUGAGGUCUUCUAGUCCGUAUCAGAUUAACAACCACCCUAAUACGUAAUUAUUCUCAGGCUAAGUUACUAUCUUUGCAAACAGUUUAUUGCUAGUAGCUUGUUAAAUCACAUGUACUUGUGUUCUUCUGUUACUCGCUAUCUGCUGCCGAUAAUGUGAUGAGCGUCGAAACCAAUGACUGUCAUAUUUGAAACGUUUGUGUCGCUGUAAAGAUUGCAGUGUCGCAUCUGAAAAUAUUGUGACACCUGCUUUAAAAAUAUACUAAAUAAAUAAAUGACUUCUGUACAACUAUUUUUGAUUGAAAAAACUUUACUAACUGCGACUAGCACCAUGUAGUGACAGAUGUUUUGCCCUAUGCACAUGUUUCCGUCUGCUGGUCGUCAUUAAUUCAUUCGACGAUGACUUUUUCACGUGUUCAGUUUGUGUGCUAUUCUAAUAAGGCUGAGUAUCACCAAAAUCGAUAAAGAACUGGUAUAAAAAAAAACAAUUUUACUGGGAUAAAAAUUUUGAUUUUUAAUUUGAUAAAGUGUGCAUAUUUCACUAUGACUUGUCCAAGAUAUUUUAUAAUGCAUUUUGUAAUACACUUAAAUAAUAAUUAAAUUUUACAAAUUUCAAGCA
Molecule: messenger RNA, 1828 nt
Organism: Bacillus rossius redtenbacheri
Lineage: Eukaryota; Metazoa; Arthropoda; Insecta; Phasmatodea; Bacillidae
Product: TWiK family of potassium channels protein 18
Exons: 1
Coding region: 1-1023 (340 amino acids)
Biological process (GO): stabilization of membrane potential; potassium ion transmembrane transport
Cellular component (GO): plasma membrane
Molecular function (GO): outward rectifier potassium channel activity; potassium ion leak channel activity
Source: RefSeq, a predicted model, not a curated record